AGCAGCAGCAGCAGCAGAGGCUACCCAUCCUCCGCAGCGCAGCGCCUCACCUUUCUCCCUACAGCUCUGCCGUCUCCAUCCCUCAGACAUGGACGUGGAGGUGCUGAUGCGCGCGCCUGCGCUCUAGCUGCGCUCCGACCCGCAGCUCGUCCCGCCGCCGUCCAAAACGAGGGGACCGCUAUUAUUUUUCUCUCCUGCUGCUGACACAUCCCGGAGAGAGAGGGGAGGUGGCGGGGGGACACUAGAGAGCCAGCCGCACAGGAGACCACACUGUCGGUCGUGACGGCAAAAAAGGCCGUCUCGGGAUUUCUGGCAGCUGAGAGGGGCUUUUUGUUUCCUUCAUCAUGGCGAGUGACUCCCCAGCUCGGAGUCUGGACGAAAUCGACCUUUCGGCUCUGAGGGAUCCAGCUGGCAUCUUCGAGCUGGUUGAGCUGGUGGGAAAUGGCACCUACGGGCAGGUUUACAAGGGCCGGCACGUUAAGACGGGGCAGCUGGCAGCCAUCAAGGUCAUGGAUGUCACCGGGGACGAGGAAGAGGAGAUUAAAGCCGAAAUUAACAUGCUGAAGAAGUACAGUCACCACCGGAACAUCGCCACUUACUAUGGAGCUUUCAUCAAGAAAAACCCUCCUGGCAUAGACGACCAGCUUUGGCUGGUCAUGGAGUUUUGUGGAGCUGGCUCGGUGACAGACCUGAUCAAGAACACCAAGGGCAACUCUCUGAAAGAGGAGUGGACAGCGUACAUCUGCAGAGAGAUUCUCAGGGGUCUGACUCAUCUCCAUCAGCACAAGGUCAUCCACAGAGACAUCAAGGGACAGAAUGUCCUGCUGACUGAGAACGCUGAGGUCAAACUAGUUGACUUUGGCGUUUCGGCCCAGUUGGACAGAACUGUCGGAAGGAGGAACACGUUUAUCGGGACGCCAUACUGGAUGGCGCCAGAGGUUAUCGCCUGUGACGAAAACCCAGAUGCCACUUAUGAUUUCAAGAGCGAUUUGUGGUCACUGGGAAUCACAGCAAUAGAGAUGGCUGAAGGAGCGCCGCCACUGUGUGACAUGCAUCCAAUGAGAGCCCUUUUCCUCAUCCCACGCAACCCUGCCCCCAGACUCAAGUCAAAGAAGUGGUCAAAGAAGUUCCAGUCGUUCAUCGAGAGCUGCCUGGUGAAGAGCCACAGCCAGAGACCCAGCACGGAGCAGCUCCUCAAACACCCGUUCAUCAGAGAACUGCCCAACGAGAGGCAGAUCCGCAUCCAGCUGAAAGACCACAUCGACCGCACCAAGAAGAAGCGAGGGGAGAGGGAUGAGACAGAAUAUGAGUACAGUGGCAGUGAAGAGGAGGAUGAAGGAAGAGAUAUGGGUGAACCAAGCUCCAUCAUCAACAUCCCUGGGGAAUCAACCCUGAGGAGAGACUUCCUGCGGCUCCAGCUGGCCAAUAAGGAGCGUUCAGAGGCACAGCGGCGGCAACAGCUGGAGCAGCAGCAGAAUGAGGAGCACAAGCGCUUACUUUUGGCUGAGAGACAGAAGCGCAUCGAGGAGCAGAAGGAGCAGAGGAGGCGGCUGGAAGAGCAGCAGCAACGAGAGCGCGAGCUCAGGAAGCAGCAUGAGAGGGAGCAAAGGAGGCGUUACGAGGAAAUGGAGCAUCUCCGCAGAGAGGAAGAGAGGAGGCAUGCCGAGAGAGAACAGGAGUAUAUCCGUAGACAGCUGGAAGAGGAACAGAGGCAGUUAGAGAUCCUUCAGCAGCAGCUACUGCAGGAACAGGCAUUAUUACUGGAGUACAAGCGCAAGCAGAUUGAAGAACAACGGCAGGCAGAGCGCCUACAGAGGCAGCUCCAACAGGAGAGAGCCUACCUGGUGUCCCUACAACAGCAGCAGCAGGAGGGAAGGCAAGCAGAGAAGAAACCGCUCUACCACUACAAAGAUGCAGUUAACCCUAAUGACAAGCCGGCCUGGGCUAAAGAGGUCCAGAAGCAGCAGCAUGCUCAUGGUAACCUACCUUCCUCCAAACUUCGACAUCACCAGUCAUUCAACCAGCCAACUCCAACCUCCAACGCUCCCGGCCAACUCAGACUUCAGGCCCCCAAGAGAACCCAAUCCCAUCCUCCUCAACCCAUCCCCCAUAACCUCCCCGAAAUACGUAUUUCAUUAGAACCCGGGGAAGCCCUGGAUCUGAGGCUGAAGCAAGAGAUAAGUCAGCAGGUCAGAGAGAUAAGGAAGCAAAACCAGAGGGGACGUAGCCCAGGGCCUGUUCAGGAGAACAAGGCGGCUGGCCAAGGGGCCGUCCAGGGACCUCAAAAGAACCAUCAGGAGUGUUCUCGUCAAGGGCCAGUCAGUCAGUCUAAUGCAGUUCUUAAGCAUUUUCCACCUGGGCCAAGUAAUCAAAAAGAGAGGCCCAGAGUCCUGUCAGUACCCUCUCAUUCUCCCGCUUCAGGACAGGUCCAGAUCCCCCAGUCUGGACUAGUCCCCAUUUCCAAACCGGUGGAGGAGCGAUCUAAGCUGAACAGGCAGAGCUCCCCAGCGCUCCAGCACAAAGUGUCGAACCGCAUCUCCGACCCCUCCCUCCCUCCCCGCUCCGAGUCCUUCAGCAGCGGAGGCAUGCAGCCUGCCCGCACCCCACCCAUCCACCGCUCCAUCGAACCUCAGAUGGCUCACCUGAUCCCUGUGAAGACCCACUCUGGCUCCAUGUCCGGCUCUCAGUCUCUGCAGGACCAGACAGGAUCGACUUUGAGCGAGGGCAUCAGCGGUGCCUCAUCGAGGCCCGAGAUGCCCCGUCAGAAUUCAGACCCCACCUCUGACACCCCGGGACCCCCGCAGCGCAUCACCGCCAGGGAGGAACGGGAUCGGGACCGGGACAAGGAUCGGGACAGAACCGCUUGGCUGAGGGAAGAGGACAUGCCCCCCAAGGUUCCCCAGAGGACCACUUCCAUCUCUCCAGCUCUGGUCAGGAAGAACUCCCCGAACGGUGGUGUAGGUCUGGGCCCCCGUACCGGUUCUCAGCUCAUACGGGCCAGUAACCCAGACCUGCGGCGCUCUGAGCUCUCUCUGGACGCCAUGCUGCAGAGAACCUCCUCCAACUCGUCGUCCUCCUCCUCCCCGUCGUCUCAGGGAGGAUCAGCCGAGAGGAGAGGUUUAAAAAAGGACAAACUUGGCCAAAUCAAGCAGGAAGGAUCCCCUCCAGGAGCCAAUCAGGAGGCUAAGCCCAAACAGGAAGAGGGUCGUGAAUCUGCCAGACCCAGCAGACCUGCAAGCUAUAAGAAAGCCAUAGAUGAGGACUUAAGUGCACUGGCAAAGGAGCUCAGAGAACUGAGGGUAGAGGAAGGAAGCAGGCCUCCCGUCAAGGUUACGGAUUACUCAUCCUCCAGUGAAGAUUCGGAGAGCAGUGAUGAUGAUGGGGAGACCGUGGGGCAUGAUGGGACCGUUGCCGUUAGCGACAUCCCCCGCAUCAUGCCAUCAGUGCAGAGCGGCGUUGAGACGUAUGGAGGACUGUCAGAGGAUGCUCUGGGGGAUGCCUAUAAUAGCUCCAAGGACAGCACUCUGGUGAUGAGAGAGGCUGAGGAAAGGAGGAGAGGUGGCCACUCUGAAAGUAAUGGGUUUGGGAAUCACGGUAACCAUGGUAACCUCCCCGACCUGGUCCAGCAGAGCAACUCUCCCUCGGCCACACCCACCUCUGCCCUGCAGGAGCUGAGCGAUAUGGCUGAGUUCGGCAUGGGUGGGUCCAAAGCCUCGUUUACCCCAUUUGUUGACCCACGGGUCUAUCAAACCUCUCCGAGUGACAACGACGAUGAGAACUCUGCAGCAGCCAUGUUUGCCAAUGAACUGAUGAGGCAGGAGCAGGCACGACUUAAUGAAGCCAGAAAGAUCUCAGUGGUGAACGUCAACCCUACAAACAUCAGGCCCCACAGUGACACCCCUGAGAUCCGCAAAUACAAGAAGCGCUUCAACUCUGAGAUCCUGUGUGCUGCGCUCUGGGGUGUGAAUCUCCUGGUGGGGACAGAAAAUGGUUUAAUGCUGCUUGACCGAAGUGGGCAGGGAAAGGUUUAUAACCUGAUUACCAGACGACGCUUCCUGCAGAUGGAUGUGCUUGAAGGCCUUAAUGUGCUAGUCACCAUAUCUGGGAAAAAGAAUAAGUUGCGUGUCUAUUAUUUGUCAUGGCUGAGGAACAGAAUAUUACACAAUGACCCCGAAGUUGAGAAAAAGCAGGGUUGGAUUACUGUUGGAGAGCUAGAGGGCUGUGUGCAUUAUAAAGUUGUCAAAUAUGAGAGGAUUAAGUUCCUGGUGAUUGCACUUAAGAACUCUGUGGAAAUCUAUGCGUGGGCGCCCAAACCUUACCAUAAGUUCAUGGCCUUUAAGUCAUUCACAGACUUGCAGCACCGCCCCCAGCUGGUUGACCUGACGGUGGAGGAAGGUCAAAGAUUAAAAGUCAUCUACGGCUCCAGUGUGGGCUUCCAUGUCAUCGAUGUGGACUCAGGCAAUCCUUACGACAUUUAUAUCCCCUCACAUUGCGCCAGUCAGAUGAAGAUCCAGAGCCAGGUCACGCCUCACGCUAUCGUGGUGCUGCCUAAGACGGAUGGGAUGGAGAUGCUGCUGUGUUAUGAGGAUGAGGGCGUCUAUGUCAACACAUACGGUCGAAUCACCAAGGACGUGGUGCUGCAGUGGGGAGAAAUGCCUACCUCUGUUGCCUAUAUCCAUUCUAAUCAGAUUAUGGGUUGGGGUGAGAAAGCCAUAGAAAUUCGUUCUGUGGAGACGGGUCAUCUGGAUGGAGUCUUCAUGCACAAGAGAGCCCAGAGACUCAAAUUCCUUUGUGAGCGGAACGACAAGGUGUUCUUUGCAUCCGUGCGUUCGGGAGGGAGCAGCCAGGUUUUCUUCAUGACACUCAACAGAAACUCUAUGAUGAACUGGUGAUGUGUCCACUUGUCCACUCCGCCUCAUCUUCCCCACUGGCCAGCCAGGAAUCCCACCAUCGGAUCGCUGCACAUCUCACAAAGGAACCUGUUUGACCGAGAGGCCACAAGUGAACUUUUAACACUGGAGAGACUAAUACGAAGUAAAAAACAAAAAAAAGUCACAAAGAGACAAGUUGUCUUUGAUAAAGUGGGGUCCUGCAGAAGCCAUUGUUGCUCUACUGACUGGCAAACUGGUGCCACUGACUUUCCAAAUGUUCAUCUCGUCACUCUUUCUUCAAAAUCUUUCUCCUUCUAUGACACCUUUCUUUUGUCUUUUGUUUCUUUUCUCUCCAAGCGAAGCAGUGCAUCCAAGUUUGCGUCUGUAGAAUUAGCUUACGCCAGCUACAUCUACUCCUUCCUGUUGGAUGUGUUCAUCAGUUCUCCCUCAGUUCCCAUCCUCCAAGUGCGAGCUCAUUUCCUGGGAGCUGCACCUCAGAGGAUGGAGGAGCAACGUAAGAAUAGUUUCAUCUAAAUUUAAAUGUACUUCUGAGUGACAGCGCUGGAGAUGACAAAUCUAGUCUCAACAUGGACAAUGAAAGCAGACGGCCUGAUUGAUUUUCAUCCUGUCACAUCCCCCCACCUCUGCAUCCUCAAUCUUUUUGUGCUCCGACUAAACUUAAUAGUGAGAGACGCUCCCUGCUGUCAAGUUGUAACAAUAUGCAAGUAUGACGUCUUUGUCCCUUUAAAUGAAAUCACUGUUCCUCCUCUUCUUUUCCUCCUCCUGAACAACCCCCUCCCCCCGACCAGCAUCAUCUCCCUUUCACUCUUACUUCUUUCAACUCUGACGGUGCUGCAUCAGUUUUACUGUAAUAUCAAAUGAACAAUAAGAGUGUCAUUCUCUUCAUGGUGUUCAUUUAUUUUUUCCCUGUGGAGCAGUUUGGAGUCAGUCAGUCUUUGACAUUUGAUAAACUGUACAGCACAUCUGUGUCUCUGAAAUCAGGAGUGCACAUCCUCGUGUAUGUAUGUGUGCGUGUGUGUGUGAACGUGUGGCUACUUUUGUGGAUGAGUGUGUACGCUUGACUUCACAUUGAAAUGGAUCCCAUUCGAAAAAAGUCUGAAUCAAAGCAGGACAUCCGGAUCAAAGUCCUGUGCCAGUAACUCAUUAUUUGUGCGUGAACUUUUACCCGAGACGAUCAAAGCAACAUGGAGUUUGUUUACAGUCAGUUAUUAAUUUGUUUUUCAUCGUAAGAAGUUUGUUAGUUGGUGCAUUUUUAAAGCCACUCUAUGUAUCAAUGCCACCUUUGAUCACACAGGGAAAUACAGAGCUUCUGUGUUGACGCUGGCCAUACUGUGCUAAUGAGUGGGAACGGUCCGGCACUUCUUUACUGCUUUGCUACACCAGAGGUGCACUUUGUCGUGUCUUACACCAGGAGCUGACCGUUCACUGUAUGAAAAGAACAAGACAAACCCUCUGUGAUGUCACUCACAAGGUUUUCUGAAAAAGUGAUCUGAAGCCAUUUUUUGGGACAGCUGGGUAGUGCCAUAUUUGUAGGAGCUGACUCCGCCCAACCCCAGUUAAUCCAAAAAUGAGCAAAUGGGUAGAAUGAGCAAGUCCGGAGGCCGCCUGGAACACGCCAACCAUCAAUCAGUCAUCGCAAGUUAGCUAUUUUAGCUUGACGUAGCUUGUGUUAAGCUGUGAUGCUAGCUAAACUUACUUUACAUUCAUUCAUCCCUACAUCUGAUGUCACGACUGAAGUGACACCUGAAAUGGGUACUGCUGGAGCUGAAACAAAGAUAGGCACAGCUAGAAACCAUCAAGGCUUCAUCGUAGCUGGGUCCCGGCAAAAUUAAUCAUUCCAAAAGGGUAAGCAGACCAGUCUUGCGGGUGGUUCAGCUGAAGGAGCUUGGUUCCAGCUGUGAGGAAUCCCCCAGGGACUGCAAUGAUUGCUGAAUCAAUGCAGUCAUAAUGAUUGAUUAGCUGAAUCUUCGUCCUCACAUCUGUCCAACCAGCUGUCAGACACGGCAGCAUCACAUUAUCACAUUAUCAUUGAAAUAAGAAUGACUAUGCAGUGCUAGGUCUUUAGCCACAGCUCAGGUGUCAAGACAGUGCUAAGUAAGAAAAAGGGAUGGCAGCUAAGCAUUUACCGUAGCGAGCCGUCAGUGGGUGAAGAAACUGCAGUUUUUCUUUACUUCCUAUAUUGAGUCAGACUCGCAAGUGGGAUGUUGCCCCUUUGUGGGGAUGGUCGAUCACAUCUUGUUACGGCAGUAUGUCCCACUACGGUGUUUUUUGGGCUGGGUGUUGACUAUUUUCUUUUUGUGAGACGGUGACCCCGUGUGGUCAAACUUGGUAUUGCUUCAUGGAUUGGCUAAAAUGAUUCAGUUUCCCUUAUGUGAAGGCAACAGCGUUUUUGCUGUUCGCGGCUGCAGCCAACACAUCGCUGUUGGAAAUAUGAAGACGCGUGUGAACAGCUUAUCCUGAACGAGACCUCAACAGGGUGCAAGCUAUUAUCCCAAAUACAGCGUGUAUGUGGAAGCACUCGUUGACAACUGCAGCGUCAUGCUCCACUCUGGUUAGCGUCUCUGGUUUUGGCUCUUAACUGUACAGUGCCUAGCAUGAUGUAAGAAAAACUUAAAUGGAAGCCAAAACAUCAUUGUUCACAUUAUAACAAAAGUUGUAGUUUUUUUUUUUAAUAUACUACUAUGGUUUCUGCACAGUGUGUUUUGGGGUUUGUGUGUUAUUAUCAAACUUUAACACAUUGCUGAUGUUAAUAUGUUAUUUCCCUCGUCUAACGGAGAUACACAUUAACACAUUUAAAACGUAAUCUGUUCUUUGAAAGGAGCAACUGGAUUUGGUGUGAUAGAUCAUUGCGAUUUUACUUUCAUAUAAAUCAUACAGACCAUCAGUAUCUGUUUGUUUUUUUUUUAAAUCAAGAUCAAUGAUUAAAUAUUGACUUGCAGAUUUGUGUUCUCAUUCCAAGUUACUCCAAAAGAAGCUCAGUUGCAAAGUUUCAAGCCUUUGGAUAUAGUUUAUCUUGAAGGAAAGUCGUGUGGAACGUAACGAUUAAAUGAAAAUAUCCAAUCAGAGUAAACGUGGUUAUCUUAGAGACUGCCUGCAGAUAUGAACAUGUUGUGUUGCCGCGUUUGAUCUUUGGCAAUAGUUUGGACCUGUGAAAUAAUGUAGAUGAUUGUUUGUUUUUCUCAUUGGUGAUAAAUUGAGCCACAAUGCAACAUAUUUUCAUGAGGAUGUUGUUUUUUUUUGUUUUUUUUUUACACCUCUGCCUGACGGUUUCAAAAAAAAGCUCUAAGCUUGAAAAACCUCUGCCACUCCUCUGUUCUUUCUUAGUGUAACUUUCUCCGACACAUCGCUAUAUGGGGCUCUUUGUUCAAAUGGAAAGUGAUCAUACAAUGAGUCCAAAAUCGUUUUUCCAGUUCUUUUCAGAUGAUUAUUUUAAUUAUUAAAUGUUUUCUGUUGUAUUUCCCAAGAACUCCAUGCAGUAGCUUCUUCCUGUGCAGCCGUAGGUUCGUUACACUGAUCUGAACAGGUUAGCCUUUUAGCAAUAAAAAGCUGAAACCGCUGUCUUCCCUGGGUGUUCACGUGUGUCUGUUUGUCUUUUUUCUGAAUGGGGCAUUAUUAAUUUUUCUGACUGUGGUCGUACACUGAGGUUUCUCCUUUCAAAGAUGAAACCACUGUCUCCUUUAUUCUGUUCAAUUAGUGUUUUCUUUAUUUUGAAAGAACAUUACUAAUGUCCUGUUUUGGGAUUUAAUUGUUUUGUAAAAGAGAUGCUGUAAAAGAGAAAUAAAUAAAACUAGCAUUA
Molecule: messenger RNA, 8688 nt
Organism: Cololabis saira (Pacific saury)
Lineage: Eukaryota; Metazoa; Chordata; Actinopteri; Beloniformes; Belonidae
Product: TRAF2 and NCK-interacting protein kinase-like
Exons: 36
Coding region: 345-4892 (1515 amino acids)
Biological process (GO): protein phosphorylation
Molecular function (GO): protein kinase activity; ATP binding
Source: RefSeq, a predicted model, not a curated record